AUGGAUCAAAUGAAAAAGUGAGUUUUUCAAAAUAAAAUUACAAAGUUUUGAGACAAAAAGUUCUUUUUUUUCCAGGAAAUAUGGAUUGAUUUUGAAAAAUAAGGAGACAACAGAAAAAGUUUUGAAAAAAACUGCAGUUUUUGGAGACGAUGAUGAAGAAGAUGAUCGGAAUAUUGUCAGUAAUUUUUUUAAAUUCACUAGUUAAAAUUUAUUAUUUCAGCCUGUUACAUCGACAAAUAUGUCAUCAGCAUCUGUUAUUCGAAUUCAAAAAGCAGCUGAACGUGAACAUCAAAAAGCACAAGCUGAAGAUCCAUCGAUUUUUGAUUAUGAUUCAAACUAUGAUGAAAUUCAAUCAAUAAAAAAUGAGAAGAAAGAAGAAUCGAGAAAGGCGGAUAAAAAUCGAGAAUCGAAAUAUGCUGAAAAUAUUAUAAAAGCCCACGCGAGAAGACAAUUAGAACAAUUUAGUCGAGAAGAAAGACAACAAGCGAAAGAACGAGUUCAAGAAGGCGAUGAAUUUGCGGAUAAAGAGGUUUUUGUAACUGGAGCAUAUAGAAAACAACAAGAAGAUGUGAAAAAAUAUCGAGAAGAAGAAGCCGAAGAAGCUAGAUUUAAUGGUAGGUUUUCUUUUUAAAUUUUUUUACAAUUUAUAUUGAUUUUUUGCAGAUAUGACAAGUGUUCAAAAGCAAAAACUUUGGCAAGUUGGAUUUGGCCAAACUCUUCUAAAUGAUAUUUCUCGAGAUCCAACAGUUAUUAUGAAACGAAAAAAAGAGCAGAAAAAUACACGAGCUCGAUUAGACUCUUCGCCUUCACCAACAAGAGAAAAACCGACUGAAGAAAUCAAGAAAAAAUCAAUUUAUUCAGAUGAUGAAGAAGAGGAAAAGGUGGAAGACAAACCACCGAAAAAAAAUUUUGAAGGAGAUUUGAAGCCGGGAUUGAAUACGGUCACGAAAAAAGCGAAAACUCGCGCAGAACAAGUUCGAGGAAAUUUUACACCAACUCCAUCUUCUUCGGAAGCUGAAAAUAGUGAUGAUGAGGAUGAAAGAAGAGGGAGAAGAGGAAGAAGUAAAUCAGAUUCAAGAGAAAGAAGAGGGAAAUCAAAUAAAAAAGAAGAAGAGGAAAAUGUGGAUAUUAAACAUGAAGUUGUUAAACCAAAAGUAAGUUUUUUGUAGAGAAGAAAUUUGAAAGUUUUUUGGGUUGAUUAAGGUUUGAAAGAAAAUUUUAUCAAAAAAAAAAUUAGGAAUAAACAUUUUUAAGCAGAAUUUAACAAUUUUUAAGGUAAAUUUUUUGAAAAACUUCAAUUUGUUAUCCAACUAAUUUUGCAAUUUUUUUCUAAAUCCUCAAAUUCCCCACAAAAACCACAAUAACAACCAUAUUUCUAGAUGUCGCUGAAAGAAAAACUGAAACCGAAAAAAAUCGAUAAAGAAGCUAGAUUGGCGGGUUUGAAAGAAAUUCUGAAACAAAGGAAUACACCAGAACAAAUCGAGGAAAUGAGGUAGUUUGUUUUUGAAAUUUGAUAUUUUCAUAAGUUUUUAUUUCAAAUAUUUUCAGACAACGGUAUUUCGAACGAAGGGAUUCUGGUUUGGUUGUUCCGCCUUUAUAA
Molecule: messenger RNA, 1600 nt
Organism: Caenorhabditis angaria
Lineage: Eukaryota; Metazoa; Nematoda; Chromadorea; Rhabditida; Rhabditidae
Source: the annotation of a GenBank genome assembly